GUUAUGUUCAGUAUUGUUCUAAAAUAUUACUACUUCCGAGUCUACAUAAACGUCAUCAUCGUAUUGAUUAUCCCCUUGACUCAAUUCCCAAAAUGAAGCCCUCCUCCGUUUUCUUCGCGCUCUUCUCCUUGAUCACAGUUACAGUUGCAGAUAAAGUAUGCACACCAAGCUUCGACUACUGCUCAGAUGAGCUUAUAAGCAAGAAGGGAUUCACGGAAGAUGAUCUAAAGUCCGUGCUGAAGGGAACAGAGUUUGAGAAGGAAGACUUGAAGAACAUUCUUUUCCAUUGCACGAACCCUGGCAUUGUCGGUCAUCCAAAGCUUUGUAGCAGUGGAUGCAAGGAUUCGGAGCAAGAGGGUAGCCACAGCUGCUAGAGGGCAUACCUCAGAUUCAAAGUCUCAUGAAGUGUUUGUCGCAUCCGUCCAUUUGUGAGUAAUAUUUGGAACCAACGGUUAUCUUCACUCAGCAUUGGACGUUCUUGGUACCAUGGUAAAGCAUAGUAUUACCAGUGGAACUCAUCGAUUCGGUCUGGAAAGCGAGGGCAUC
Aspergillus pseudotamarii is the source of this 546-nucleotide messenger RNA. RefSeq lists its product as uncharacterized. The coding region runs from base 93 to 374 and encodes 93 amino acids. The record is from RefSeq and is a predicted model, not a curated record. Lineage: Eukaryota; Fungi; Ascomycota; Eurotiomycetes; Eurotiales; Aspergillaceae. The transcript has 2 exons.